Molecule: messenger RNA, 872 nt
Organism: Ambispora leptoticha
Lineage: Eukaryota; Fungi; Glomeromycota; Glomeromycetes; Archaeosporales; Ambisporaceae
Source: the annotation of a GenBank genome assembly
AAGUGUGGCAUCAACGAGUUACAAAAUAUAUAAGUAAAAAUAAAAAAAUCAAUGAAACUGUUGCAAAACUGAUACAUGAAUUCAUGAGACUUGCCGCAAAUGACAACAUAAGAAAUUUAGAAGAGCUUUUAGAAAUCGUCCUCCGAUUUUUAUCUUACAUGGAUGAUAAAGAAAUUUUUAGAACUUUAUAUAUGACAGAUCUUGUUACUCGACUUUGCUUUGAGAGAACUUCAGACUUUGAAUUGGAGAGGCGUGUGGCUACUAGAUUAUUAAAUGCAAUGGAACCAGAGUUUUCUAACAAUUUAGAUGUAAUGUUGAAUGAUAUAAUAAUUUCAAAGCAGAUUAGUGAAACCCAUGACAAUUGCACUAGUAAUGCACCGUUACUGCAUGUUAACGUUUUGACGCAAGAUAGUUGGCCAAAAUACUUAACUAGCUCAACCUUAAACGUGAAAUUGGCACCAAAUCUAGAACAAGCAAAAACAGCUUUUGAACGUGUAUAUAAGGCUGACCCAGAAAAUAAGAAUAAAAAAUUAAAAUGGCAAUAUGAAUUAGAUAGAUGUGUUGUCGAAAUGACUUUUGAGCCGAAAAAUGUUCUUAUAGAUUUGAGCUUAUGUUCAACCUUAGUAUUGUUGUUAUUCAAUGAUUUGAAACCUGGGAGUUACCUUUCGUACGAAGAAAUCAGGAGGCUGACUGGAUUGGAAACUACCGAACUGAAUCGCGCUUUACAAUCACUGAUAUUCGGGAAGAUCUCAUUAUUAUUAAAAGAUCCACCGAAUGAUGAUAUAGAGAACACUAAUAGAUUUUGUAUUAAUGAAUCGUUGGAUACCACAAUUGGUAUUGACAAUAAUAUAAUCACUCUAGAAGGGAUAUAA